AUGAGCGAACAAAAGAAAGCGGAACCUAUUGAAAGCGCGUCAGAGUUGCUCAAUUCGACUCUCCGAUCCAAAGGUUAUAUCAAAGAGCCUCUCAAGUUUCCCAGUAUUGACUGGGAGGAGCUCAUAAAGGAUCAGCCAGAUCGGAAAUCACUUCGCAAGUUUGAAGUCACAGAUACAAUAUUUGAUAAUGACAAGCACAUAAUAAACAUCUUGUACUCUCUCACGAGGGCAAUUGAUAGGCACAAUGAGCAGCAUAAGGCACUUUAUCAAAGCCUAAGUCAGAAAGACCGACUGAUCGAAGAGCUCGAGAAGACAGUGGAGCAAUUGAAAUCAGUCAACAAGAAACAAGAACAGAAGCUUGACAGACUAAUACGAGUUGACCAGACAAUAUUAGAAGAAAGAAAUGCGGAGUUAUUGAGGACAAUCAAGAAACAGAGCCAGGACUUGGCCCGUCUCAAAAGCUGGACUGGAGAGAUGCAAACUAAGUACGAUAUCGAGGUACGGAAGAAAAACAUAGAGAUUUCUCGGCUCAAAGACAAAGUAUUGGACUCAAGACGAUUGACCUACAGGUUAUCCUAUGGUAGGUCCUCCUCCACAGCACGCUCUCAAGGUGUUAUUACCAAUCCCAGCAAUAUUUACAACAACAUACACAUUAUCGAUAAUGAUUUGCUUCCGAAUCAGGAAGAAUCAAAGGAGGAAAUUCGAGAUGCACUCAAGUCUGAAUAUGAUGGAAUCGCGAAUCAGCUUUCUGAGCUUAGUGAAAACCUUAUCAAGGAAAAUUCCAAAUACGCUCAUUUUGUGGAGGAGCUCAACUCAUACUUUGAUAAACUUAAUAAUCAGCUUUCAGUGCUGAACUACAUGAAUUUGCAGGAGAGCAGCCUUGUGAACCCGUCUGAUGAAAUCGACUUGGCGCGAAUUGGAACGGCUUAG
Molecule: messenger RNA, 930 nt
Organism: Candidozyma auris
Lineage: Eukaryota; Fungi; Ascomycota; Pichiomycetes; Serinales; Metschnikowiaceae
Exons: 2
Coding region: 1-930 (309 amino acids)
Source: RefSeq, a predicted model, not a curated record